Molecule: messenger RNA, 2879 nt
Organism: Engraulis encrasicolus (European anchovy)
Lineage: Eukaryota; Metazoa; Chordata; Actinopteri; Clupeiformes; Engraulidae
Product: short transient receptor potential channel 4-like
Exons: 12
Coding region: 87-2879 (930 amino acids)
Biological process (GO): regulation of cytosolic calcium ion concentration; calcium ion transmembrane transport
Cellular component (GO): cation channel complex; plasma membrane
Molecular function (GO): inositol 1,4,5 trisphosphate binding; protein binding; store-operated calcium channel activity
Source: RefSeq, a predicted model, not a curated record
CGUAUGGUGAUGGUGCAUAUGUUUUGUCUCGUGGUGGGAGCAUAGUGAAAAGCACAUACUCAGUUUCAAGUUAUGGCUUAGCAACGAUGUCACAGCUGUACUACGGUCGAACGGAUAACUCCUCAUACAGGGACCGCAUCCCUUUGCGAAUCGUGCGCGCCGAGUCUGAACUCUGUCCCCAGGAAAAGGCCUACCUGAGCGCGGUGGAGAAGGGGGACUACGCCAGUGUCAAGCAAGCACUAGACGAGGCGGAGAUCUACUUCAAAAUAAACAUCAAUUGCAUCGACCCGCUUGGACGCACAGCACUGCUCAUCGCCAUCGAGAAUGAGAACUUGGAGAUCAUUGAACUGCUGCUCAGCUAUAACGUUUAUGUCGGAGAUGCCUUGCUCCAUGCCAUUCGCAAAGAGGUGGUCGGCGCCGUGGAGCUCUUGCUCAAUCAUAAGAAGCCCAGCGGGGGCAUGCAGGUGCCACCCAUCUUGCUGGAUAAGCAGUUCUCGGACUUUACUCCGGACAUAACGCCCAUAAUCUUGGCGGCGCACACCAACAACUAUGAGGUCAUCAAGAUGCUGGUGCAGAAGGGCGUGUCAGUGCCACAGCCGCAUGAGGUGCGCUGCAACUGCGUGGAGUGCGUCUCCAGCUCGGACGUGGACAGCCUGCGGCACUCGCGCUCGCGCCUCAACAUCUACCGGGCGCUGGCGUCGCCCUCGCUCAUCGCCCUGUCCAGCGAGGACCCCUUCCUCACCGCCUUCCGCCUCAGCUGGGAGCUGCAGGAGCUCAGCAAGGUGGAGAACGAGUUCAAGUCGGAGUACGAGGAGCUGUCGCACCAGUGCAAGCAGUUCGCCAAGGACCUGUUGGACCAGACCAGGAGCUCGCGCGAGCUGGAGAUCAUCCUGAACUACACGGACGAGCUGCAGGACCCGCUGCAGGAGGACGAGAGCAACGACCUGGCGCGCCUCAAGCUGGCCAUCAAGUACCACCAGAAAGAAUUCGUGGCCCAGCCCAACUGUCAGCAGCUGUUGGCGUCGCGCUGGUACGAUGAGUUCCCCGGCUGGCGGAAGCUGCACUGGGCGGGCAAGUCGGUCACCUGCAUGUUCAUCGGCAUCCUCUUCCCCUUCCUGUCGCUCUGCUACCUGAUCGUGCCCAAGAGCCACAUGGGCCUCUGCAUCCGCAAGCCCUUCAUCAAGUUCAUCUGCCACACCGCCUCCUACCUCACAUUCCUCUUCCUCCUGCUGCUGGCCUCCCAGCACAUCGUCAGCUCCCAGGAGGAGAGGCAGGGCCCCGCGCCCACCAUCGUCGAAUGGAUGAUCCUGCCUUGGAUUUUAGGUUUCGUCUGGGCGGAGAUCAAACAGAUGUGGGAUGGAGGUUUUCAGGACUACAUUCACGACUGGUGGAACCUGAUGGACUUUGUCAUGAACUCUCUUUAUCUGGCCACCAUCUCCCUAAAGAUUGUGGCAUACAACAAGUAUCAUCAUUGUGGCCUGAAGCCGCGGGAGCAGUGGGAGAUGUGGCACCCGACGCUGGUGGCCGAGGCGCUGUUCGCCAUCGCCAACAUCUUCAGCUCGCUGCGGCUCAUCUCGCUCUUCACGGCCAACUCGCACCUGGGCCCGCUGCAGAUCUCGCUGGGCCGCAUGCUGCUGGACAUCCUCAAGUUCCUCUUCAUCUACUGCCUGGUGCUGCUGGCCUUCGCCAACGGCCUCAACCAGCUCUACUUCUACUACGAGACGCAGGGCAACAUCGAGGGGCAGGGCACAAGGUGCAAGGGCAUCCGCUGCAAGGACCAGAACAACGCCUUCUCCACGUUAUUCGAGACGCUGCAGUCACUCUUCUGGUCCGUCUUCGGCUUGAUAAGUUUGUAUGUCACCAACGUCCAGCCAAACCACGAGUUCACAGAGUUUGUCGGCGCGACCAUGUUCGGAACCUACAACAUCAUUUCCCUGGUGGUCCUCCUGAACAUGCUUAUUGCAAUGAUGAACAACUCCUACCAGCACAUCGCUGACCAUGCCGACAUCGAGUGGAAGUUUGCCAGGACCAAGCUGUGGAUGAGCUACUUUGAAGAGGGUGGUACACUGCCUCCUCCUUUCAAUCUCAUCCCCAGUCCCAAGUCCCUCUGGUACCUCUUCAAGUGGAUGAAGAGACGCGCUUUCGCCAAGAGGAGGCUGGAGAGGACCGAGACUUUCCAAUCGAUUGGGAGACGCGCCGCUGAGAACCUGCGAAUAAAUCACCAGUACCAGGAGGUUCUCCGAAAUUUAGUGAAGAGAUAUGUAGCUGCCAUGAUUCGCGAUGCGAAGACAGAAGAAGGACUCACAGAAGAAAAUUUUAAGGAACUGAAGCAGGAUAUAUCCAGCUUUCGGUACGAGGUGCUGGGCAUGCUCAAGACUGGCAAAGCUGCCCUGCCGGGCGUCAAAGGGAGCGCCGCGGGCACCGCCCUCUCAUUCCCAGGCCACCCGAAGAGCAAACUCAACCUCUUCACCGCAACCUCCAUGUUGCAGCAGCAGCAGCAGCAGCAGCAGCAGCUGCAGGGGGCACCUUGUAAACUGUCGCCCCAGCCAGGAGAUGCUUUAAGCAGCCUGGCCAACGGCUCAGUCCCCCGCCAAGCUCUGGUGAAGGAAGAAAAGCAGCAGCAGACGACGACAACAACCAGUCUGAAGGCCGACCCGGGUGGAGGAGGACAGCUACGCCACCGAGGUGGGGGUCAACCGCGAAUGUCGGCCGUGUCUGAGGAGGCGGACACUGAUCUCGAUGGAGACAGGGACGGGGACAGAGAUGCAGACAGAGGUACAGAAAGCACGGCAAAAACACCCAGUGAGAUAAAGAAGGAUGAAAGGAAAGAUUCGCCGACGCGCAGAGAACACAAGGAGGGCAGAGAGGGUGCGAAAUAG